AUGACUCGAAAACGCCAGGAUGAUCUACCUUGGCCAGCAAGUACAAGGUCCAACAAAUGGCUUGGGCAAAAGGAUCCAACAUUGGUCAUUACAGUCGUUAUAGCUACAACACUCAUCGCAACACUAAUCAACAAAUGGUUAACCACAAGCACAGAAUACAAGUUUCCUUUUCCUUAUUUUGUCAUAUUCUUCCAAGUUUGUGUGGGAUGGAUGGGGAUGAUGGUGUGGCGACUAUUAGGUAGCAUAUUGCCAGUUUGGGCAAGAGCACCACUAUUUUGGAAUACAAAUCUUCGUAGUUUAGUUCCUCUAGCCUGCCUUCACACUACUGUUCUUUACUUCAGUCCUAUCUUUCUACAACAUGUUCAGAUCACAAAUUAUGCUUUUGUACGCUCUCUGUCGAUACCAGCAACAUUGGCGAUCCUUUCUCUGUACGGAACACCAGUUCCUAGACAGACCACAAAAAUAUCUGCUCUACACACACUUGGAUUCCUGGUUGGGAUCCUGGAUGAUCUUCAUUUUUCAUUAGAAGGAGUUUUUUUCGGUGUCAUAUGGGCCAUACUACUAGCAUUGUAUGGGGUGUGGAUCAAACAACGCCUUCCAUCUGUUGGAAAUGAUGUGAGUCGAUUAUUGUUUAGUUUGACAGUAAUUGCUAUUGUUCCUUGUGGGUUGGUAGUAUUUUUGUCGGGAGAAUUGGCGCAUAUUGGCUCAGUAUAUUUCUUAUCUCAUCCUGGAUUUUGGUUACAAUUGAUCAUCACUACCAUCACAGGCUUCAGUGUGAACAUUGCGAUGCUUUUGUUGAUCAAGUAUACAUCUCCUUUAACACACUGUAUCACUGUCACUUCAAAGAUGUAA
Phycomyces blakesleeanus NRRL 1555(-) is the source of this 852-nucleotide messenger RNA. RefSeq lists its product as hypothetical. The transcript has 5 exons. Gene Ontology annotation, cellular component: Golgi apparatus. The record is from RefSeq and is a predicted model, not a curated record. Bases 1 to 852 code for a protein of 283 amino acids. Gene Ontology annotation, molecular function: antiporter activity. NCBI's taxonomy places the organism in Eukaryota, Fungi, Mucoromycota, Mucoromycetes, Mucorales, Phycomycetaceae.